Molecule: messenger RNA, 357 nt
Organism: Staurois parvus
Lineage: Eukaryota; Metazoa; Chordata; Amphibia; Anura; Ranidae
Source: the annotation of a GenBank genome assembly
GUUUACGUUUAGAAGCGUUUUUAAAAGAACCUCAGGAGAUCCUCCAAAAUGCCCGGAAUGCUCUGAAAAAAUAGUAAAUAAUUAACUAUUUCAGACAUUUUGUGAGAAAUAAAGAGCAGAAGCAGAGAGAGCAGUAUGUAUUGAGAUGACCUGUCUUUUCUGGUUGUGUUCACUAUGGAUCCCAUCAUGAGCAUAAUGCGGCAUGUUCUACCAUUUUGUUUCCUUCACGUGAAACCUGGAACUGAUUGCAUUGGUGUACCGGGUCCAUUUGAAUAUACGGAAAACGCUUUGCAUGCAUUUUUGAUGAAGAAAAAAGGCUCUGGACAGCAUCUGGAUAUGGACCUGAAAAAAAAACGC